AUGGUUUUCGCCAAGAGCGACGGGAUCAUGGCCGCCGGGCCGCCGCAGGAGGACCGGCUGAGCGACCUCCCCGACAGCGUCCUCAGCCACGUGCUCUCCUUCGUCAGCGCCCAAGAGGCCGCGCGCGCCGCCGUGCUCUCCCGGCGCUACCGCCACGGCUUGGCCAGCGUCCACACCCUCUCCUUCGUGCAAGAGCAGGGAUCGAGCAGCACGGACGCCGGCAGCAACGACGCCAACUACCGGGAAAACGUCGAGAAGAGCCGCAACGAGGGCUUCGUCGCCCUCGUCGACGCCGCGAUCUCUGGCCGCCGCCUGUGCGGCGGCGGCGGCGAGCCGGGGCUGCGCGCCUUCCGCGUCGCGUUCGACUCGUUCCACCACUCCCUCGCGGGCGACGUGGACCGGUGGCUCUCCGCGGCGACGCGCGGCGGCGGCGCCGCCGCCGUGGAUGAGAUCCACGUCGACGCUCGCCGGCAGGAGCAGUGCGUGUGCGCUCGCGAACGACCCGAAUGGUACUACUCUAACAGUUCGGGCGUGCAGGUGGAACACAAGGAUGAGUCCGACGGCGACGACUUUCGCAACCCGAACACCCGCGAUCGGGCGUACCGCGUCCCGAGGUGGCUCUACCACCUGGCUCCAAACCUUGAAGUCCUGACGCUGCUGAUCCUGCCGGAUCUGGAUGAGAUCCCGAGGUACCAAGCCGCGGUCAUCUGCGACCCCAAGGUCGGAGUGCUGGAACUGCCCGAUGCGCUGCCUGUGAUCCCGUGCUUGCGAGACAGAGUUCGGGAGAUCAAUGUCGUGCACUACCAGGGGCGAGUGGCGCAGAGGACUCUGCUCAAGCUGCUGCUUUGCAUUGGGUCGGCACUGGAGGAACUAUAUGUGGUGUUUCCGAAGGGGAAGUACGCCGUCCAAUCCAUGCUGAUGGGCGAGAUCGAGAGCUGGGUCAUGGACCGGCAUGUCAAAGUAGUGUUUGCAUGA
Molecule: messenger RNA, 975 nt
Organism: Panicum virgatum (switchgrass)
Lineage: Eukaryota; Viridiplantae; Streptophyta; Magnoliopsida; Poales; Poaceae
Exons: 2
Coding region: 1-975 (324 amino acids)
Molecular function (GO): protein binding
Source: RefSeq, a predicted model, not a curated record